Molecule: messenger RNA, 651 nt
Organism: Sporothrix brasiliensis 5110
Lineage: Eukaryota; Fungi; Ascomycota; Sordariomycetes; Ophiostomatales; Ophiostomataceae
Exons: 3
Coding region: 1-651 (216 amino acids)
Biological process (GO): glucan catabolic process
Molecular function (GO): beta-glucosidase activity
Source: RefSeq, a predicted model, not a curated record
AUGCCAGCGAUUCCAUUUGUCGGCCUCCAUGACAACAUGGCGUUCUCGAAGGGGUAUGGAGCGCCACUGUACGGCAGCGUCGGUGAUCUGGUCGACAGGGCGGCGCAUCUGCUUUUGCUGAAUUGCAUGAGCACAUUGCCUGUGUUUCUGAACGAGGCCACGGUGGACCACAUCAUCGUGCAUGUGCUGUUGGCACUGGCCUUUCAUUACUCGCCCGCAACAAAGCCGGCUGGUCGCAUGCGAGCGACACCAUGCUAUCAUUCAGUGCCAUGGAGCUUGCAGGUCGAGUAUGUCGCGGGCGUCGAUGCCGGUUACCGCCACUUUGACCACAGUGCUGGUCCCUUUGGUUUUGGCCUGAGCGACACCUCGGCUUCCUUUGUCGACGCACCAAUCGACGGGGCAUUCACACCCGAGGCAACCGAAUCAGAAGUCGUGGCAGUGUCAGCGACGGUGACCAACUCAAGCUCCGCUGCUGGCUCCGAGACCGUCCAGGUGGACCGCGUACCGCCGGCCGAAGGUGUUGUAACCAGACGUUCGCUUAAGGCUCUCGUCUCGUCUGAGCAGCUGCACCUGCAGCCCGGGCAGCCGAAGUACGCGCAGCUGACGUUUGCGUGCGAUGAUGCCGCCUACUGGAUCGAGGGCAAGGCAUAG